This is a messenger RNA of Syngnathoides biaculeatus (alligator pipefish), 2921 nucleotides long. RefSeq names its product failed axon connections homolog, metaxin like GST domain containing b (gene faxcb). The record is from RefSeq and is a predicted model, not a curated record. The transcript is spliced from 6 exons. The coding region runs from base 111 to 1355 and encodes 414 amino acids. Lineage: Eukaryota; Metazoa; Chordata; Actinopteri; Syngnathiformes; Syngnathidae. Gene Ontology annotation, cellular component: cytoplasm.
GCCCCCUCCCCUCAACACCACAAUGCCGUAGACCGGACCGACUCGUCCAUGAAGCCCAGCAGGGAGCGCAGUGGCGAGGAAGAGGGCCGCGUGUGACCGACGGAGGGAGGAUGUACUGGGCUGCUGGCUUCGCCUCUUCCCGGCCGUGCGUAGUGGAUCUGGGCCGGAAUCACAGCCUCCCCCUCGGACUGUGUGUGUCCGAACAGCCGCAGUCGUUGUAUGGAUAUAUCAUCGCCUUCCCUUUGCAGGACUACGGCAGCAUCAUGACGGCUCUGGGCUCGGACUCCUGGUGGAAGAAGACCCUCUACAUUACCGGGGGGGCCCUCUUGGCCGCUGCAGCCUACUUGCUGCACGAGCUGCUUGCCAUCAGGAAGGAGCAGGAGCUGGACUCUAAAGAUGCCAUCAUCCUCCAUCAGUUCUCCAGACCAAAGAAUGGUGUUCCCAGCCUCUCACCUUUCUGCCUCAAAAUCGAGACUUAUCUGAGAAUGGUGGACCUGCCCUAUCAGAACUAUUUUGAUGGUAAGCUGUCACCCCAGGGAAAAAUGCCUUGGCUGGAGUACAACUACGAACAGGUUUCAGGGUCAGAGUUCAUCGUGGACUUCCUCGAAGAGAAACUGGGCGUCAACCUCAACCACAACCUCACGCAAGAGGAGAGAGCCGUCUCUCGAGCUGUCACCAAAAUGGUUGAAGAACAUCUCUACUGGACGAUCGCCUAUUGUCAGUGGGUGGACAACUUGGAGGAAACCCAGAAGCUCCUGGCAAUGAGUGGCCCUCUUAGUGACACCCUAAAAUGGGUGCUUAGCCGCCUGAACGGCAGCAUGGUGCGCAGGGAGAUGUACGGCCACGGCAUCGGUCGCUUUUCAAAGGAGGAAGUGUACGCCUUGAUGGAGAAGGACUUGAGGACGCUGGCCACCCUGCUGGGGGAUAAGAAAUACUUUAUGGGCUCCAAGAUAUCCACAUUAGAUGCCACAGUCUUUGGACAUCUUGCUCAGGCCAUGUGGACUCUGCCUGGUACACGGCCAGAACAACUCAUUAAAGGGGAACUGAUCAACUUAGCAAUGUUCUGCGAGCGGAUGCGAAGGAGGUUCUGGCCUGAAUGGUUUGUGGAAGUGGAGGACCUUUACUACGAUGGCGACAGCGAGAGCAGCAGCGGCACGGCAUCUCCGACAGGUCUGCUGGAUUUCGGGCUCUUCUCCAGGACUGACACUCUGGAGGACAGCGACGCCAGCAGCCACUCGGCCAGACACACGCACACACCCAACUCGGACCACUCACUGUUUGACUCCGAUGUCGGCACGGGGUCGGAUAAUGAAAUCCGGCUCAAGGAGGAAGCCAUGCCCGACCAGGAGGUUUGACUAAAGAGUGGAGCAGCUGUCGGCACAGCCUGCUGAGUUCUGAACAAUGGGACCACUGUUACGACUCGGUCGUAAAUACCCAACGUGUUAUAGCUUCCCUUUGGACAGUGUGGUGCUUGAAAUCCAGUCUGAAAAACUGAAUCUCUAAUUCCACAUUUUACCGCCCUGGUUUGAUUCGCGCCCCCCCCCCCCAAAAAAAAAAAAAUGUCACAAGUGUCAAAGUGGCAUUUUGUCUUUGCCUUAUAUGUGUGAUCUUGUAAUACAGAAGGAGGUUUGUGUUGGGGUUGGUGUAUAUCACGUAUCUCGACCUUUUUACCAUUUGUCUUAAAGCAGAAACCCAUGCAAAGAAGUUGAGCUUGAUCAUGUGUCUAAAAUGCUUAUUUGUUUAGUUAUUCCAGUUAUCUAGUUUGAGAUAUAUUGGAUCAUGCUAUUUCUUUGCACCCUACAUUCAUGGAAAGAUUACAUAUCAAAUUUAUGGUGAACUACUUCCUUUGCUGGCUGGUUGGAUGGAAAUUCAUUUCUCAGCAUCUGUGCCUGUUAUUUUAUUGUUGCUGUUGUUAUUGUUCAAUUGGAGGUUGGUGACACGGUGGAUGACUGGUUCGCAAAUCUGCCUCACAGUUGUGAGGACCUGGGUUCAGAUAAUGUGGACUUUGGAUGUUUUCCCUGAACCUGUGUGAUACUCCUCUGGUUUCCUCUCACAUCCCCAAUCGUGCAUUCAUUGGAGACUCUAAAUUGCUCUCAAGUGUGAAUGUAAGUGGAAAUUGUUGUUUGUUUAUAUGUAACGACCAAUUGCAGCUAGAACCCGCCUCUUGCCCAAAAUUGGCUAGUAUAGGCUCCAGCACUCCCGCGACCCUCGUGAGGAAAAGUCUGAAUGGCUGAAUUAGAGCUUUUUACUGUAAAUGAUGUAGGAACAUGGUGGUUGUAGUUAAUAAUAAUAACCACUAGAUGGCAAUAGCACCCUAGCUAUUAAUGAAGCCCUCCUGUCAAAAGAACGUUGUGGUUACUGGUAAGAAAAAAAGUCCCAGCCAAUGUUCAUACUUAAUAUUCGCGUACUGCUAUUAAGUGCAGCUACAGUUCAAAGUUGCUGUGUGAUUCAAACAAAUGGUUGAAAGUCUGCGCUUUAAUUCAGCAGUGUCACUUUGUUUUUCUUUAUAUAUGCUUCUAUGCCUCAAAUACAUAUAUAUUUUUAUUAUUAUGUUAUUUAUUGCUCUGAAAAGAGAAAUUAUUUUUGCACGCGUGGAAUUUUAUUUUCACCUUAUUUUUAUGUAAAUGAAAGCUUGGGGAAUAUGGUUUCAUUUGAGUUGAAAAAUGCUCAACAAAUAGGUAGAAAUAAUAAUGCAUUUUGAUUUAUGAAGCAAUUUAAUGUAGUGUUUGUGCAGUGAGGGCACUGUGCUACUAAAACCUCUUCUGAGUAGAUGUGAAUGUUGCCGCUUGUGUGAAUGUCAUCAACCGAACCGUUGAUGGAGGAAGAUUUCAUUGGAUGCAAUCAGAAUACCAAAUAGCCGAUGUGAAAACAACAUAAUAACUGUAACAUUCAGCGAUAUUUGAAUAUUUAUAAUAUACUGU